AUUCCGCUUAGUUCCUUUCUGCAGUCAAUGCUGAAUCAAUGGCGAUACCGACUACAAAUACUAACAAUUGAAUCAUCUCGCCACGUUUGUUGAACUCUGUAGAAAUUUAAACCUAUACCCAUUUUGCUUUCCUCUCACUUCGUAAUCGAAUCGAGCAAAACCUGAAGAAAUCCAGGUUAUUCCACAUUACCCAUUUCGAAAUUUUGAAUGACGAGAGCUUUUAGAAGACGAACUUCGUAUUCAAGGUCCAUAGAUCGCCUCCGAUUCCGGGCAUCGGUGGACGGUGCUACGAAAUCUGGAUGCAUCAGAGAUAUGAAGCUGAAGGAGAUCUUGACUACUUUGCUUAUAGGUCUUCCGUUGUUUGUUUUUGCUGUUUUGAUGCUUAGGAAUCCGGCGGUGGAUCUCUCUCUGGGUUUUGCCGAAGCCAGAGUAUUGGGAAGAGUGGCCACUAAUAGCGGUUCUGAGAGUUCAGGUUCAGAAAACGGUUUCUCUCAACUCUCCAAUAGAGACAAACUUAUUGGAGGUCUUCUCAUUCCUGGAUUUGAUGAAGGAUCAUGUUUGAGCAGAUAUCAAUCCAGUUUAUAUCGAAGAACUUCAACCCACAAACCUUCUUCUUACCUCCUCUCAAAGCUUAGAGACUACGAAGCACUUCAUCGGCGGUGUGGUCCCCAUACGAAACCAUAUGAUAAAGCAGUAGAGCAACUCAGAUCUGGCAGUACUGUUAGUUUGACAGAGUGUAAAUAUGUUGUGUGGAUGUCUUAUAGUGGCUUGGGAAACAAGAUACUCACUUUAGCUUCUGCAUUCCUCUAUGCCCUCCUUACCAAUCGUGUCUUGCUUGUCGACCCAGGGAAGGAUAUGGCUGAUCUAUUUUGUGAACCCUUCCCUGAAAAAUCUUGGUUGCUAUCAAAUGACUUCCCCUUGGUGGAUCAGUUCAGCAACUUUGAUUCAAAAUCUCCUAAUCGUCAUGGAAAUAUGCUUAAGAUGAACACUCUAAACAUGUCGUUAGAAUCACUCCCAUCCUAUCUGUACCUGCACUUGGCUCAUGAUUAUGAUGAUCAUGACAAGCUUUUCUUCUGUGAUCAAGAACAGGCUCUUUUAGGAAGGGUCCCUUGGCUAAUACUGAAGACAGAUAACUACUUUGUUCCUUCUCUCUUCUUGAUCCCAUCUUUCAAGCACGAACUGAGUAUCUUAUUCCCCCAAAAAGAUACCGUCUUCCAUCAUCUUGGUCGGUAUCUUUUCCACCCAUCGAAUCAUGUUUGGGGACUAAUAACGAGAUACUACAAAGCAUAUCUAUCAAGUGCUGAUGAAAGAAUAGGAAUUCAAGUAAGAGUGUUUGAGAGUGAACCGGGGCCAUUCGAACAUAUAAUGGAUCAGAUUUUAGGCUGUACUCUAAAGGAGAAGCUAUUGCCUGAGGUAGACAAGGAAGGCUUCUCUUCUGUUCCUUCGGAACGCCCAAGAGUAAAAGCUGUUUUGAUGACAUCUUUAAGUUCUGGAUAUUAUGAAAAAUUGAGAACCUUGUACUGGGAAUACCCGACUAAAACCGGAGAGGUUAUUGCAGUUUAUCAGCCAAGCUACGAAAUGUAUCAGCAGACAGAGAAGAAGACUCACAAUAGGAAAGCAUGGGCAGAAAUGUACCUUCUAAGUUUAAGCGAUGUAUUGGUGACCAGUGCAUGGUCAACAUUCGGGUAUGUGGCUCAAGGACUCGGCGGAUCGAAGCCAUGGAUUCUUUACAAGGCCGAGAACAUGACCACACCCGAUCCACCAUGUCGUAGAGCGAUGUCAAUGGAGCCUUGCUUUCAUGCUCCUCCAUUCUAUGACUGCAAGGCAAAAAAAGGAAUAGAUACCGGUAAAGUUGUUCCACAUGUAAGACAUUGUGAAGACAUGAGCUGGGGGCUUAAGCUUGUUCACCAUGAGGAUUUAUAACAACAUUCAGUGACUUGUAAUGAAAUUUGUCCCCAUGCCUUGCCGUUUUAUUUGAAAUGCAAUUUUCCCCCUAAUACAUGAAAAUAGUAGAACUACUUGAAUGAAAUAUUAAACUUAGACCUUUUUUUUGGCCUCUUUUAGAAAGAGGAUGUUACCUCAUACAUACACUUUAAAGGAGGUCAAAAUGUUUUAAUUA
This is a messenger RNA of Benincasa hispida (wax gourd), 2119 nucleotides long. RefSeq names its product galactoside 2-alpha-L-fucosyltransferase-like. Gene Ontology annotation, biological process: cell wall biogenesis; xyloglucan biosynthetic process. The record is from RefSeq and is a predicted model, not a curated record. Gene Ontology annotation, molecular function: galactoside 2-alpha-L-fucosyltransferase activity. Gene Ontology annotation, cellular component: Golgi apparatus; membrane. Lineage: Eukaryota; Viridiplantae; Streptophyta; Magnoliopsida; Cucurbitales; Cucurbitaceae.